Oncorhynchus kisutch (coho salmon) is the source of this 5376-nucleotide messenger RNA. Its product is annotated as Na(+)/H(+) exchange regulatory cofactor NHE-RF2. NCBI's taxonomy places the organism in Eukaryota, Metazoa, Chordata, Actinopteri, Salmoniformes, Salmonidae. Gene Ontology annotation, cellular component: apical plasma membrane. Gene Ontology annotation, biological process: protein localization to plasma membrane. The transcript has 6 exons. Gene Ontology annotation, molecular function: signaling receptor binding; protein-membrane adaptor activity. The coding region runs from base 704 to 1918 and encodes 404 amino acids. The record is from RefSeq and is a predicted model, not a curated record.
UCCUCAUACCUGGACACCCAUCCCGUGCUAAACGGCAGCAUUUCCACAGCAUGCGCUUGAUUAGGCUACUCAGUGAGAAAGGACCCCUUCUUAGACCACUCUUCAAGAUCCGCGCUCUUAUAAUGACAGCCCCAGAAAAACUCGUUGAUUUCUAGCGAGGGAGGUGCUAUUACGCACCAAACGAGUGUCCUAUCCAAUUAUCUGGAAACCCGGCUUGUGUUGUAAUUGAAUCCUUAUUCCCCAACCGGUUGUUAUGGAUGGAGGUCGAGAGAGGGGUUAGUUAGUGCCUGUUGCUCUUUCCUGGUGCAGCAUGUUGCACGGGGGGUCACUCGCUUUAUCAGUCCUCAGGAUGGGCAAGUUGGAGGGAUUGAGGACGCUGCGCCGCCAACAAGAAUAAUUCACUCGUUUUCGGAGAGACGAUACGACUAGCGGAUAUCUUGGUUCCACCAUGCAAUACGUUCGCCUGGGUCGAUAAUUUACGCAAUUUUUAGGAGGAGUUUGCCUUUAUUACAUGUGAAGUUCAAUGCUGGAAUAUAAUUUUUAAUACGGAGUGUUUUCUUGUGUUUGGAGCGUUUUUUGUGUGUGAAGAACCUGCAGAGCAACUUUUGGAACAAAUUACGCAUACGCAGAGGAUGGUGUUUUACAUGUAGAGUGAAAGUUUCGCUCUGCGCUCUGUUGGGUCAUUAUUGUAUUACAUUUUUGUAUGUUUUCUGCUUUGCUAACAAUAUUCAAGAACGAAAUAGGUUUAAAGUCCUGGACUGCAGGAGAAAUGGCCAGCGAACUGAAACCACGGCUUUGUAUCAUGACAAAGAGUGAGAACGGGUAUGGGUUUCACUUGCACGGUGAGAAGGGGAAGAACGGCCAGUUCAUUCGCAAAGUUGAGCCCGCGUCGUCAGCCGAAGCUUCGGGGCUGCGCCCGGGGGACCGUGUCAUUGAGGUGAACGGGGGAAAUGUGGAAAAAGAUACGCACCAUCAAGUGGUGCAGAGGAUCAAGGCGGUGGAGCAUGAGACCAGACUGCUGGUGGUAGACCGGGAGACGGACGAGUACCUCCGCAGCCUGCGCCUCGUCUGCACCGAGGAGAUGGCUGUCCGUCUGGGGGGACCCACCUCUGUGUCCCCUGCCUCACCCCCAGCCUCACCACCCCCCUCCUCGCCCCCAGCCAAGAGAGAGAACGGCUCCGUGUCCAAGCUGCCCACUACCCUGACCAGAGAGGUACCCAAGCCCACGCGAAGGUCUCCGUCGCGGGCCGCCAAGAAGGAGGCUCUGGCCCAUGUUAAUGCCCAUGCCCAGGUGGCGCGGACACCAGUGGACCCAUCGGAGCUGUUCCCCAGGCUGUGCCACCUGGUGCGGGCCGAGACUGGCUACGGCUUCAACCUGCACAGUGAGAAGUCCCGGCCGGGCCAGUACAUCCGCUCCCUGGACCCUGGGUCUCCAGCCGACCACGCCGGGCUCAGACCACAGGACAGACUCAUAGAGGUGAAUGGGGUGAACGUGGAGGGCAUGCGUCAUGCGGAGGUCGUGGCCUUCGUAAAGAGAGGAGGAGAUGAGACCAGGCUGCUGGUGGUGGACCCUGACACAGACCAUCACUUUAAGAAGAUGGGUGUCACCCCAUUGGCCAGCCACGUUAAAGACUUUGAUGGUCCGUCCAUAUCCAACGGCUCCCCCAGUCCUCAGAUCAACGGCAGCUUCACCAGCAGCUCCAUCCAGUCACACCACUCUGACCUGAGCAGUCCAGACAACAGCCUGCAGCUGGGAGAGGACGAGGCGAGCCGUCUGAUGGACCCGUUUGCUGAGAUCGGCCUGCUCCUGAGUCCCACAGCGGCUGAGGCCAAAGAGAAGGCACACGCCAAGAGAGCCAAGAAGAGAGCCCCUCAGAUGGACUGGGACAAAAAACACCAGCUCUUCAGCAACUUCUGAACUUUUCUGCCACCCAAUGAGAGAAGCAGAAAGACUGAAGACUGUCGAAUUUGACAUUUCUGAAACUUACCUUCAACAUUCCUACCCGUUACCCCACCACCACUACCACCCAAUCCAACAGAAGAGAAUAUGCAGAUAGAAUGUUGUACUUUGAACGUUGGCCAUCCAACACCCACUCCCCCCUGCUUCCAAAAUGGACGGGAUGGAAUGAUGGACAUCUCAUCCUUUACCCCUCCUUCAAUCCUCCCUUCUUCCACCCUUCUCUAUACCCUCAUCCCACCCAGAGAGCUUGUCUACUGGACUGGAAUAAGAGACUCCAGCUUCUUCUGAAUCCUCCCGUCAUCAUCAGUCUUUCCCUAAACCAUCCAAUGUCCCUCCUCUACCACUAACUCCCACCUCCUCUUCUACCACUAACUCCCACCUCCUCUUCUACCACUAACUCCCACCUCCUCUUCUACCACUAACUCCCACCUCCUCUUCUACCACUAACUCCCACCUCCUCUUCUAUCACUAACUCCCACCUCCUCUUCUAUCACUAAAUCCCACCUCCUCUUCUACCAGUAACUCCCACCUCCUCUUCUACCACUAACUCCCACCUCCUCUUCUACCACUAACUCCCACCUCCUCUGAGGACUGCUCUGGAAAGAGGAGGCACUUAUUUUUGUAUUUAGAAAGUAGAAAAGCACCAUGAUAGGUGUUAGCCAGCCCAGCUAUAAGAAGUAUGGGGAAUAUGGACUAUGUGAGAUGUUUGUGAACACUGUGACCUGAUCUUAAACAUUGGGGUUUGUUUUGACCCUGUAAGAGAAGGAACGUACGCCCAAAGAUGGAUAAAACUCUUCCUCCCAUGAUCCUGCUGUGAUUUUGUGUGAUCGAUGCGCCUCAGACGACUUCAAGGAUUCACUCACCAGGAAAAGCACAAACUGGAGGCUGAAUAGCAUUGCUUCUGUAUCAUCUCUGUUUGUAUUUGUAUCAAAGCAUCUGUUUUCUCACAAUGUCAUAACAUUUCCACUUUGCUCCCUAUGUUGGAUAUGAACUGGUAUUCAUAGAUGGUGUUAACAAUGCAUAGACAAUCAAAAGCCUUACUCCACCCAUCCCUCCCUCUCAAUAUGAUAGCAUUUAAGAUACAUUGACUAAAUGCAUGCAUACAUGCACACACACAAGCCCCCUAUGAUUCUCUAGCCUAUAGGCCUGCUUCACUCAUUCUAAGGCAGUUUUAGUUUAUUUAAGGGACCCUUAUCUUUAACAUCAAUGACAUCCUCUCCACUAUUUCAUAUCCCAAUGUCCCCGACAUAGAAAUAGAAUUACUAGAAUGGGAAUUCCUCAAUCAAGUUAAGAGUGAAUAGAUCAAGUGUUGAGUUUUUUACACUGCCUGUCUAGUACACCAGGGGGUGCCAAUAAGACACACAGCAACAUGAAGCCACUCCAGUACACUGCUCAGAGAUGUAUGAGGAUUGGGACAUGAAAGUACCAUAGCAGGAGAAGAUAGUCUGGGGAUGAUAUGACCACUUUAAAGAUGUAUGAGAUCUAUGUAACACCUUGUAACAUUUACAUAAAGCCUGCAGGUAUGUGUUAUUACUAGUUAUGAGUAUCUAUCAUGCUUUACCUGUUAUAGGCAAAUAUAAUGCUAUUUUACUUGCUACAGUAUGAGCAUGUAUAAUGCUGUAUUACUUAUGAGCAUGUAUAAUGCUGUAUUACUUGCUACAGUAUGAGCAUGUAUAAUGCUGCAUUACUUAUUAUGAGCAUCUAUAAUGUUUUAUUACUUGUUAUGAGCAUCUAUAAUGCUGCAUUACUAGUUAUGAGCAUCUAUAAUGCUGCAUUACUUGUUAUGAGCAUCUCCAUCUAUGAGCCGAACACCUUUUAUAUGCAAAAGUAUAGAUACAAAUAAUGUAUGAAAUAACAAGAUGGAUAUUGUACGGGAUUGAAAGUGAGCCCAGCGUAUCAAAGAAAGCUUACAUCAUUCAGUGUUGAUGUGAUGUUGUGGUAAUGUUCUGCUCAUGUUGUGGUACAGUGAUGACAGACUGACAUAGUGCUUGUAUCAGCUACUCCAGACUGGGCUGUCUUUCUGUUUCACUUCAGAAGGGAAGGACACAGUUAUUUUUGUACAACAUGCCUGAAUGCUGUGGAUUGUGGAUCGGCUGUGGUAUCAGGGGCUUUGGUAUGGGACUAUAGCCUGGUCGCAGAUCUAUUUGUGCGAUAUUGCCAACUCCUAUGGUCAUUAUCAAGAGGCGUCACAACAAUAGCCAUAGGAGUUGGUAAGACAGCACAAACUGAUCUCGGACCAGGCUAUUCUGAGCUAUGGGGCUAGGGGCUCUGAUCAGUGGGCCUGCCCAGUGGGGGCUGUGGUGGUGGGGUGGUGGGGCAGUGGGGUGUGUGGGAGAGGCCUAUCCUGGAGGUCAGACUCAGAGAUGCUCUAAUGAAUGAGACCAGGGGAGCAACAGGACUUACAAGAGAUUAGUCCUAGCAUAGGAUAGCAUGGGGACAGCUGUCCUGCACACAGACACACCCCAGACCAAACCACUGUCACGCCUCAUAGGGGGGUGAAGAUCAAGUUUAUCUUACUGUGUGUGUGUCAUCCACUGUUACGGAUAGUAAUCUCAGGUCCCCCCGGUCGUUCAUAUUGUGGUAGGAUCUACACAAAGAGAACACUCCCCAGACCAAACCACUGCUACAUCUCAUACGGGGGUGAAGGGAGAUAGAAGGCGAAAGUUUGUCUCUGUGUCAUCCAUUGUUACCAUUCACCCAGGGUCCGUGCUGAUCUAGGAUCAGUUUUGCCUUUUAGAUCAUAAUUAAUAAGAUUAUAUGGACAGGAGGGACCUGAUACUAGUUCAGCACUCCUACUCUGAGACGCUUUCUGAAUACGGGCCCAGGUCCCCCCUGGAGGUUCAUAUUGUGGUAGGGUCUGAAAUGCGGGUCCCUGGUUGGGCUCGGUCUGAGGUACAGGCCAGGGUCAGCUGUGCUAUGCGGCGCCGACACCACACUUAGGACAGAGAGAAAUGUCUGUUUUCAUAUAUUGCACAAUUUAUUUUUGUUAAUACGCAUAUUGUCAUUACUAUUACUCAUAAUAGUACAGAUAAAACCGUUUUUAUUUCUCUGGUUUCCAUUUGUGAUCUAGCACCAAUGUGUUUGCAUAAGGGUUUUUACUAUUGGUCCAUAUGAUAAGCUGACCGUUAAACCCUGAGCAGAAUGGUAUAUGACCCAUGUAUAUUUACAUUUUAGUCAUUUGGCAGACGCUGUUAUCCAAAGCAGCUUAAAGGAGCAAUUUGGGGUUAAGUGCCUUGCUCAAAAGUUUGUUGACAGAUUUUUCACCUAGUUGGUUUGGAGAUUCCAACCAGUGACCUAUCGGUUACUGGCCCAAUGCUCUUAACCACUAGGCUACCUGCCUCCCUACAGUAUAUAUAUACACGGCAGGUUGUAUUUUUUCAAUAAAGUGUGACAAUCUUCUGGACUAUAUGACAUCA